This is a messenger RNA of Mercenaria mercenaria, 2210 nucleotides long. RefSeq names its product synaptic vesicular amine transporter-like. The transcript has 14 exons. Gene Ontology annotation, molecular function: serotonin:sodium:chloride symporter activity; xenobiotic transmembrane transporter activity. Gene Ontology annotation, cellular component: synaptic vesicle membrane; terminal bouton. The record is from RefSeq and is a predicted model, not a curated record. The coding region runs from base 397 to 1944 and encodes 515 amino acids. Gene Ontology annotation, biological process: aminergic neurotransmitter loading into synaptic vesicle; xenobiotic transport; transmembrane transport. NCBI's taxonomy places the organism in Eukaryota, Metazoa, Mollusca, Bivalvia, Venerida, Veneridae.
GGAAUUUAUCAAAUACUGCAAAACUGUGAUCACGUCAGAUGAGGGACAGUUGGGAACCAGUCAAUAAAUCAUGAACGCACGAUACAGACGGAGAAAAUAUCGGACUUAAUUCUUAUUGGCGGAAUUUUAUUGGCAGAUGCAAUCUCAAAUUACGGAGUGGUUAGAAAAUGUGAAAUAUGCAUUAAUAAAAAAUUAAAAACCAGAAAAAAUGUUUUGUACAGAGAAGGGGCUUUAAAUGAUCCGCCAUUCCUGGAAAUUAAGUUUGUAUGGAAAUAAGUUUGGAGUGAAAGUACCGGCUCAAGAUAUUUAGAAAGAAUUUAAAUAGCGAAAAGAAAUAGUUUAAUAAAAAUAUUUUUGUGUUAGGAAUUCAAGUCGGUGAUAAGGUAUACGGAAAAUAUGACGGUGCUAGAUGCAACGACGAGCAAAGUUAAGAAAGUAAAGGAGUAUGUAAUAAGUUGUAGGGGAUCAAGAAAGUUGAUACUAUUUAUAGUAUUCAUCGCCAUUUUCCUAGAUAACAUGCUGCUUACAACUGUAGUGCCUAUAAUACCAAACUUUAUACUGAAACUGGAACAAGAGUCAGAACCGGUCCACAACGUGACAGAAACUGAAAUUGUGUGUAAAGACAGAACUAUACUUAGUGAUGAUCAAGCUAUUCACCUAAAUAUUAGUGCUAUACAAAUUUCAACACAAAAUCCGAAAGAGUGUAAAACGGAAAGAAAUAAAACAGCUGAAAAAAUAUUAGCCAAGGCGUUAAAGGAAGAGGAAUAUGCGGAGUAUGGGGACGCCAAUGUUAAAGCAGGGAUUAUGUUUGGGUCUAAAGCACUUGUACAAAUGAUGUUUAAUCCAUUUGUCGGGCCUAUAACAAACAGGAUUGGUUAUACAAUCCCGAUGUUUACCGGCUUCGUUAUCAUGAUGACUUCAACAGUAAUAUUUGCUUUUGGGGAAACCUAUGCAGUUUUGUUUGUUGCCAGAGCUUUCCAGGGUAUUGGAUCAGCGUGCUCAAGUGUUGCAGGUAUGGGUAUGUUAGCCGUACGGUAUACCGAUGACGACGAGCGGGGACGGGCAAUGGGUAUUGCCCUCGGAGGACUAGCCCUUGGAGUUCUCAUUGGUCCACCGUUCGGAGGUAUAAUGUACCAGUUUGCCGGGAAAGAAGCGCCAUUUCUAAUUCUUGCUGCAAUGGCUCUAUUCGAUGGUGCGUUGCAGUUGUUUGUGCUACAGCCGACCGUCCAACCCGAGUCCCAGGAGGGCACUUCCUAUAUAACACUUCUAAAAGAUCCAUAUAUACUCAUAGCAGCAGGUUCAAUAACCUUUGCCAAUAUGGGUAUUGCAAUGAUGGAGCCAUCUUUACCAAUAUGGAUGAACAAGGUGAUGGGAGCUGAAGAAUGGGAACAAGGUUUAGCGUUCCUGCCAGCUAGCAUAUCGUAUUUACUUGGUACCAAUAUAUUUGGGCCUGUAGCUUCCAAAAUAGGGCGCUGGUUGUCCACUAUGAUAGGAAUGAUUAUAAUAUCCAUUUGUCUAUUUGCUAUACCAUUCUGCAGAACUACUGCACUUUUAAUUGCUCCAAUGUUUGGACUUGGGUUUUCAAUAGGUAUGGUUGACGCAUCAAUGAUGCCACACAUGGGUUACCUUGUGGACUUACGUCACGUGUCUGUGUACGGAAAUAUCUAUGCCAUAGCAGAUAUAGCCUUUGCCAUGGGUUUUGCAGUAGGACCAAUGUUAAGUGGAACAAUAGUUAAAGCCAUUGGAUUCAGUUGGAUGCUGUGGAUUAUAGCUAUCAUCAGUAUUAUCUAUACCCCACUGAUAGUGCUGCUAAGAAAUCCUCCAGGAAAAGAAGAAAAAAUGUCAUUGAUUAUGAAUGAACAAUGUCCCGUGCAGUAUGUGACCUACAACCAGACCACAUCCAGCAACCCCGUGUCAGAUGAUGAUGACGGGUACUACCAGUAGAACAAUAACUCCAUGUGCAAUAAACUGAAGUCUGACUUCAUUAUAGGUGUAAACUUAGAAUUACUGCCAAAUAUUUGAUAUAAAGGAAAGAUUAUACUAGAAUAACAAAUGAAGUUGUGGUUUGAUAUAUGUAAAAAGAGAAAUAUGAUUAUUAUAUAGGUCUAAAAAUAAUAUAUGAGUGUGUGUGAUGAUUUAGUAAUAUGGGUGUUUGAGUGUAGUAUGUUUGCAGCGAGAGCAGGAGGUGAGCUGCUGGGAGGAGGGAUGUG